Messenger RNA from Emys orbicularis (European pond turtle), 903 nucleotides. RefSeq names its product RALY RNA binding protein like (gene RALYL). Gene Ontology annotation, molecular function: RNA binding. Lineage: Eukaryota; Metazoa; Chordata; Testudines; Emydidae. The record is from RefSeq and is a predicted model, not a curated record. Gene Ontology annotation, cellular component: nucleus. The coding region runs from base 1 to 903 and encodes 300 amino acids. The transcript has 8 exons.
AUGACCGGCAAAACACAGACCAGCAAUGUUACCAAUAAGAAUGACCCCAAGUCAAUCAACUCCAGAGUCUUCAUUGGCAAUCUGAACACAGCCAUUGUCAAAAAAGGUGACAUAGAGGCAAUCUUUGCAAAGUACGGAAAAAUAGUUGGCUGCUCAGUGCACAAAGGUUAUGCAUUUGUACAGUAUAUGAGUGAGAGGCAUGCGAGGGCUGCGGUGGCAGGAGAGAAUGCUAGGAUCAUUGCAGGACAACCACUCGAUAUCAACAUGGCAGGAGAACCAAAACCAUACAGACCAAAACCUGGAAACAAGCGGCCACUUUCAGCCCUUUACAGACUUGAUUCAAAGGAACCUUUCCUGUCUGUUGGAGGUUAUGUCUUUGAUUAUGAUUACUACAGAGAUGAUUUCUACAAUCGAUUGUUUGAUUACCAUGGUCGUGUCCCACCACCACCUCGUGCAGUGAUACCAUUGAAGCGCCCUCGUGUGGCCAUGACAGCAACUCGUAGAGGGAAAGGGGUUUUUUCCAUGAAAGGGGGAUCGCGAUCAACGUCUAGUGGGGCAUCUUCUUCAGGAUCCAAAUUGAAAUCAGAUGAGUUGCAAACAAUCAAGAAGGAAUUAACCCAAAUCAAAACAAAAAUUGACUCCUUGCUAGGGAGACUGGAGAAGAUUGAAAAACAGCAGAAGGCUGAAGCAGAAGCUCAAAAGAAGCAAAUGGAAGAUAAUGCUGAUUUGAUCCAAGAGGAAUGCAUAUCAGAGAAUGCAGAUAACUCUACAGAAGAGCCUAUUGAAGUAGGGCCAGAUGCAGAUGGGGAUGGAGAAGAGAUGACUGAUGGAAUAGAGGAGGAUUUUGAUGAGGAUUGCAGCAAUGAGCUGAAACACAGUUGGACAAUUUCCCUGGUGUACUGA